CAAACUUGUAUACCAACUUUCCUUGUUUAUAUUUAUGGAUCUUAUUUUGGCAUUGCAGGUGCAGUUAUGGGACAAAAAGUCACCAUUGACCCACUUGUAGAAGGAUCACUGAUUUUGAGACAUGGAAACAGAUCAGAUAACAAGAUGAGUAAAGAAGUAAUAAGACAAAAAUGCUUUCCUUUUCUAAGAAAAUAUAAAACAAUUUCUGGAAAAUUUGUGAAUAUUGAAUAUAUAAAUCGUAUUGACAGUGAAAACAAGAAGCUUGUUUUUUUGAUAAGGGAACCAGGAGGGAGAAAGCAUAUUUUGAAAUUUGCCACUUCAUACAAUAUAAUUUCUGCUUUAACCAAGGAGGCAGAAUAUCCACAAUUUUUGAAUAUGGAAAUUAAAUGGCAUAGUGGUGUACAACAACUUG
Molecule: messenger RNA, 412 nt
Organism: Entrophospora candida
Lineage: Eukaryota; Fungi; Glomeromycota; Glomeromycetes; Entrophosporales; Entrophosporaceae
Source: the annotation of a GenBank genome assembly